This is a messenger RNA of Physella acuta, 892 nucleotides long. RefSeq lists its product as uncharacterized. Lineage: Eukaryota; Metazoa; Mollusca; Gastropoda; Physidae. The record is from RefSeq and is a predicted model, not a curated record.
GUCUGGUUUCCCAUAUAAACAAUCCUUGCGUGUUAUGAAAAAAACGGUUUCAGUUUCACUGUGGAUUUCCCUUUUUCGAUUCGUAUAAUAAUUGGAAACCACUAAAACUAAAAUGAGUAAAUCAUUUACCUCAAGAUCUGUAUAUCAGACUCAAACAAGAGGUAGAGGCACCAAUUCAAGAGGAAGAGGAACCCAUCCGAUACAACCACAGCAAGUUGGAAUUCGACCCGCUGCUAGUACUACGAGUACUACUAGAACUACGCCUAUCCCAGCAACGGCAGCUAGCAGUAGUAGAUCAAGUACAAGUAAUAUGAACCACGGUUACAACAACAGUAUAGGCGCUGGGGCCAGAAGAACAAAUUUAAAUUUUGGAGAAGGUUUGCCACCAAGGCAACAGAAUGACUAUGACGCUGGUGAGGAAUACAACCAGGCAAGAGGGAUAAAUCAUGUACCAACUGCUCAAGGGGACACAAGUCAAGGCCAAUACUCUGGUGCUUACACUGUUUAUACACCAAAUGAACAUAAACGUGAAAAAGUUCGAGCAAUGGCUCAGAGAGAAACCCAAGCAUAUGAAGAGUAUAAAAGAGCCAAUGCAGCGAAAACAUACAAUUAUGUUGGGACCGUGGGUGGUGGGGAAAUAGAUGAAGAGCAAGCAAGGAGGACGCAGGCAAAUGAUGUCAGGUUACAAAAAUUCAACAGGCUUCAACGUCAACAAGAUUUAAGAGCUGAAAGAAAGAGAGCUGAGGAAAAAGAAAUUGAAGCCAAACGUGCUGAAGCCAGAAGAAAGGCUGAGCAAAAUGAGUUAAGACUACAGGAAAGAGUUGCCCCUCCUGAAGAGCUACGAAGACAGCGAGAGGCAUUCCUGAAUAAGUUAGAAAAGAAGUCACCGUAG